Plasmodium yoelii is the source of this 2571-nucleotide messenger RNA. RefSeq names its product conserved protein, unknown function. The transcript has 2 exons. The coding region runs from base 1 to 2571 and encodes 856 amino acids. NCBI's taxonomy places the organism in Eukaryota, Apicomplexa, Aconoidasida, Haemosporida, Plasmodiidae. The record is from RefSeq and is a predicted model, not a curated record.
AUGGAUAUGAGUUAUAGUGAGUAUAAUAAAAAUGGCAAUUUGGUAAAUAAUGAGGGGGAUGAUAAUCAAAUCGAGAAAAUGAAUAUACAGAGCCUACUUUCCAGUUCCACGAUGAUUGAAAAUAAAAAAAUGCUUUGUAAUGGGAAUCAAAAAUGUUCAAACUUUUGUGAUUACUUUAAUUGUUCCCAAAUACCAUAUAACUUAAAAUCUGAUGGCGUCGAAAAUUCCGAACUUGUUGUUGAUCCAUGCUAUUUUUGCAAAUUUGACAAUAAUCAACUUUGUUCGAAAAUGACCUCAACAUCUGAUGAAUACAAUAAUGAUGGAUUUACUAAAUCAAGUCACAGCUACGGAAAUGAUAGUAUUUGCUCAUGGGAAAAUAUUAAUGAUAAAAAGGAGGACCACAACACUUAUAGCGAAGUACAAGAUAGUACUUUAAACGAAGAAACAAAUAAUGGAAAUUGUAAUAAAUAUUUAUCAGGUUUUAUGAAUAUAACUAGUUUUUAUGAUAAUGCGAUUAAAUGUUAUGAAAAAUCUAGUGAAAUUUCCAAAUCUAUAUCCAUUUCGCGCAUUGAAACAAAUAAUAAUAUAAGCGAAAAACAAUUGUCUAUGACAGAAAAAAAUGUGUGUGCAAAUAACAAAACAUGUGAUGAUAAUUUUAAUCAAAAUAACAUGAACGAAAUUGAGGGAGCAGGCUUCAAAAAAAAUAACCUUUUAGCUUUAGACAUUUCUCAAUCUUUAAAUUGCUUAAAUAAAGGAACAAUGGAACAAGGUAAUAUUAUUCCAAUUGAUAAAGAUAUAGUACUUUUACAACUUGAACAUUUUUCUAAAAAAAUUGAUGAAGAUAUUUUUGAUGAAAAAAUUUUUAGAGCACAGAAAUUAAUUGAUCAUAUAAAAAAAUAUGUAGAAUAUUAUAUCAACUAUUUUAAAAAAAUUAACGAUGAAAAUAUGGUUACAAAACUAACAGAAUAUUAUGAUCAAAAUUGUACGGAUAAAAAUACUAAAUAUAAUAUCAACAAGUUAAAAGUUAAUAUCCUUUAUCAUUUUUUUAAAUUUUUCCGUUUAAAUGAAAUUCAUACAGCAUUAAAUGAUUAUUCUUAUUAUUUUUCGGUUGAUCCUAUAUACAAUUUGUCUACUGGUUGUAUAGCAAAUAGUAAUAAUGGAAAUCUUAAUAUGGAUAUUUCUGAUAAUAACAUAAUUUCGACUGCUACAAGACAAUCUAUACAAUCUCUUGUUAACUCAGACUUUGAUGGUUUAGUAUGCGAUUUGUCCAUAAAUGUUCAUGGAAAUGAAAACUGUGACCAAGCAUCUAACGUUAAUUUUUCAGGUAGUAAUAAAGAUAAAACCGUAAAUGAGAUUCUAAAAAACGUGAAUUAUUUAAAUGAUGAAAAUAGUCAAAAUAAUAUUGUUAAUGCAAAAUUGGGUCAAAUUAAUGAGGGAAAUGAAUAUGAUUCUAUUUAUAAUAAUGCUUGUAGUAAUAAUCCAUUCAGCUUGAAUAGUAGCAAAAUACAGGAUAACCACGAUAAUAAAAAAAAUAGCAGUGUUAUUUUAGAUACACAUUAUCACCAAUUUUAUAAUGCAACAAGUAUGAUGAAUAGUAGAAAAUUUUCAAUAAAUAAACAUGAUUCAGCUUAUGAAAAGGAAAUACGUAAUAAAAAGAGCAGUCGAAAUAUGGUUAAUCUAAUACAAAAAUAUUCACGAAAAUUUAAAAAUUUUAAAAAAGUUAAACAAAAUAAAGAAGGAUGGAUAAAAGACAACGAUAAAUAUUUAGAUUUAUGGCAUAGAAUUGAUAGUGAAAAUAAUAUAUCGGUCCACAUUAGGGGAAAACUACCAUAUGACGUUACCACAAUAUUGUCCAUAUUGAAUGAAAUGGAACUAAGUACUAAUUGGGCUCCUUUUUUAACAUCAGCAAAAAAAAUUCACUCCCUUUCAAAUUCUAGUGCUAUUAUUUCACAGACAUACGAAUAUCCUGUAAUAGGAAAAAAACAUUCUUUAACGUAUUAUUUAGGAGCCAAUUCCUUGGAAGAACUCGGAUGCAUAAUAUUAUGCUCUAAAACUCCCCCAGAAUUAGACGCAGAAAUUUCGUUUUAUGACGAUUUAUGCAAGAAAUUAAAUAUAAAUAACAAUGGUGAAAUAUUAAGUGUUAAAGAAAUUCCUGUCAAAUUCAGAAAAAAUAAAAAAGAAGUAACAUUUUUUUCCUUUAAAUUACCACAACCAUUUCCUAAAUCAGAAAGACAAAAAUCUGCAGAUUUGUGCUUUUUAAUAUACCCAUUAAACAAUGGAAAAUCUACAAUUCUUGAAUUAUUUGUGCAUUGUGAAAAUGAAUAUAAAUAUAUCCCAAUUAAAAUGGUUACCUUUUUCAUAAAAAAAAUUGUAAAAAAUAUGUAUGCAAAUAUUGUCAAGGCUUGUAAAAAUCAUCACAUUAUGUAUUCAGAAAUUCGAGUCACAAAUCCAGAAUUCUAUCAAUGGCUAGACGACCAAAUUAAAAAAUACCUUAAAAAUAAAUAUACAAAAUUAAUAGACUCUAUAAGCUUAGUAAGUUAUAAUGGUUAUGAAAACAAUGAUGUUAUUUAA